ACCGGCCUCCCUCCCCUCCGCCUCCCUCCAAUGCCCUACUACUGCUAACCCCUGCUCCCAAUCCCCCCACCUGAUCCGCGGAUUAGCCGUCCCCCAACCCCAUCUGUGUCGUCGAUUCCGUCCCCGCUUCCGCAAUCUGAUCGGAUCUCUCUGGGGUUUUGAUUUCUCAUAGUAUUUUUUUUUUGUUUUUUCUGUUGCGUUCGUGUGGUUUGGUUUGUUGUUGGUAUAGAGAUGAUGGGCGCGAGGGGGGCGGAGGGGAGGACGGAGGAGAAAGAGAUGGACUUGCUCCUCAGCGAGAUCCCUCACGUCACGUCGCCGCAGAGGCAGCGCAGCGUCAGCGCCGGCGUCAUCGGCCACGGCAACGGCGUGCAUGGCGCCGCGGGCGGUCACGGGUACGCCGCGCAGCGCUACGGUGACGAGGACGCGAACUACGCCGUGGUCCUGAACCGUCGCGAUGAUGGUGGUCAAGUCCAGGGCGGCGGCGCCGUAGGCGGCGUCGGUUUCCACUCGCCGCUCCCCGUGGGCUCCGCGACGUUGCAGGCGUCAAGCCCGUUCGUUGGUGGUGCGCCGUCGCCGCUGGUGCAGGCGGUGGAUGACCCGGAGAAGCAGUGGCUCGCUAACCAGCUCCGCGGCCUGCACAUCAGGGACGCGCCCGCCACGGACGCGCAGGCCGCGCUCCGGCGCCAGGGCCCGCCAAUCCCUCCAGUCAAGAACACGGCCCCGGCGGAUGUACCCGCCGCGCACAGUGCUUACUAUGGCUACAACUUUGGGGCGCCAGGUUCUUCCGUUCAUCAUGAACACUUGUUCCUUGAUCAGGCCAAGGCGGUCGGGUACGUCGCGGCACGGCCGCAGCACUACGUGUCAGACGUCGGAUUGGAUGGCUACGGCGGCUUCCCGAGAGGCUUGGACACCAGCAUGGGCGGCUUCGUGUACAAAAGGGUAGGGAAUGGCACAGGCACUGGUUCGGGCCAAGGGUUGGUGCACCCUGAUCUCGCCGAGUCGUACGUGCUCUCUGGUCAGGCUGGUGCAGAACACAACUGGGAAUUCUUCAGUCCUAGUCCCAUUGCCCUCGAGGCCCGCGGUGGACCGAAGGUGCACUAUGCGUAUGGUGUCCCUGUGGCUGACAAUGGGUUUGUGAGAGGUGGCUUCAGUCAAUUUGAGGCAUUCCGUUGCGACAACAGUAUGAUGUUUGAUGGGAAGAACAUAAACUUCCUGGACCGUGGGAGGGAGAGGAGAUUCCAGCAGUAUGUUAAUAACAGGGCACUGGAGCUUGGGAACUCUAAGACGCUGAGGUAUGAGAACAUGGUUGGAGUCAAGGGCUACAUCUACUUCAUGGCCAAGGACCAGAAUGGGUGCCGGAUCUUGCAGCAGAAGUUUGAGGAAGGGAAACAUCAUGUGGAUGUGAUCUUUGAAGGAAUCAUCGACCACAUUGGAGAGCUAAUGAUCGACUCUUUUGCCAACUAUCUCGUACAGAAGAUGCUGGAUGUGUGUGACGAAAAGCAGAGGCUGAGGAUCAUAGCUGUGCUCACGGAGGACCCUUUGAAGCUGCUCAGAAUCUCUCUAAACACACACGGGACAAGGGCAGUACAAAAAUUGAUAGAGACUGUUAGGAGUAGAAAGCAGAUUUUGCUCAUUAUUUCAGCCCUACAACCAGGCUUCAUGCACCUUGUCAAUGACCUUAAUGGUAAUCAUGUCAUACAGAAAUGCCUGACAAACUUUGGGGCAGAGGAGAACAAGUUCAUAUUUGAGGCCGCUGCAACUCACUGUUAUGAUAUGGCAAUACAUCGACAUGGAUGCUGUGUUUUACAACGUUGCAUAUCUAGUGCACGUGGUGGAUAUCAGGCCAAGCUAAUUGCGGAAAUAUGUGCUCAUGGCUUUGAGCAUGCUCAAGAUCCAUUUGGGAAUUAUGUGGUCCAAUAUGUUCUGGGACUGAAAAUUCCUUCUGCAAAUGCACACUUGGCAUCUCAGUUUGAAGGAAGGUACGUUCAUCUCUCAAAGCAAAAGGUAAGCAGCAAUGUGGUGGAGAAAUGCCUGAAGUUUUUCUCGGAUGAUGACAAAGCUGUCAUAGUACGUGAAUUGAUCAAAGGGUCUCAUUUUGAACAACUGCUGCAAGACCCUUAUGCCAACUACGUCAUUUACACUGCCCUUCUCCACACCAGGGGCCACCUGAACAAUAUCCUUGUUGAAGCAAUCCAUCCUCACGAGGAAGCCCUUCGGACCAGCCCAUGUUGUAAGAGGAUCUCCAGGGCCCUCUCCAGGAGGUGAGAGGUGUACAAUCUGUGCCCGUGGUACAAGAAGGCCGCCUGCAUUUGAUUGUUAUCAAUUUAUGUUCACUAACUGUUCACCAUAAUGUAUUCUGCCACACCGCCGACACGAGCCUCAGCCCUCAGGGUUCCGAAAGGCCGGUUUUGGUUGCAAGAAAGGUUCAAGUUAUCGUCAGGUUGUAGAAUUUUCCCAGGUGGUACCGCCCGUCCGUGUCUUGUGUUAUGUAGUUUUUUGCCGCUCGCCUCCCCUGAUGGUGAUGCUGUAGAGUUGUAAAAGGAACCUGCGUUUUCUGCCUUGUCUGCUUUUGUAUCUGCUGUAUUAAUUCCCCCUUCGGUUUGUGUGAGAACAGGGUAACUAGUA
This is a messenger RNA of Phragmites australis (common reed), 2625 nucleotides long. RefSeq names its product putative pumilio homolog 7, chloroplastic. NCBI's taxonomy places the organism in Eukaryota, Viridiplantae, Streptophyta, Magnoliopsida, Poales, Poaceae. The transcript has 5 exons. Gene Ontology annotation, cellular component: cytoplasm. Gene Ontology annotation, biological process: post-transcriptional regulation of gene expression. Gene Ontology annotation, molecular function: mRNA binding. Bases 232 to 2265 code for a protein of 677 amino acids. The record is from RefSeq and is a predicted model, not a curated record.